AUGGUUUCUUUGCAAGGGCCAGUAAUUUGCCCUACUGUUCGCGCAAAGCAAUCGGGGUAUGACACUGUGCCAGUGGUAGGCCCUUUGGUGAAGGCUAGGCUUCUUAGAAGUGAAUUAUGUAGAUUCAGAGGGGUCAGCGGUUGCAUCACAAAGGCGGGUUUUGUUUCUCGCCCUCAAAAUGCACGAAAAUGCACAAGAGUGCAUUGCACUUUCAGUUCUUCAUCAAAUGGUAAUGGAAGUAUGGCCGAGAAUUUCAAUGAAAAUGAUGAAGAUUAUGUCAACUCCAGUGUACUUGAAGCCGUUGAGGUGAAGAGUGGAAUUGAUGGAUUCAUGAUCAAAAUGAGGGAUGGUAGGCACAUGAGGUGUGUCCAUAACAACCCUCAGGGGGGCCAUCUUCCCGAUUAUGCUCCACAUCCUGCAAUUGUGUUGAAGAUGGAAGAUGGGACUGGUCUUCUUCUCCCAAUAAUUGUUUUGGAGAUGCCCAGUGUGUUGCUCAUGGCAGCAGUGCGCAAUGUUCCAAUUGCUAGGCCAACUAUGUAUCAAGUGGUCAGGGAGAUGAUUGACAAGAUGGGUUAUGAGGUCCGGCUUGUCAGAGUCACCAAGAGAGUACAUGAGGCGUAUUUUGCUCAGUUAUACCUCAGAAAGGCUGGUAGCGAGACAGAGUGUGUCAGCUUCGACCUUCGGCCUUCAGAUGCCAUCAACAUUGCUGUAAGAUGCAAGGUUCCCAUACAAGUCAACAAGUACCUGGCAUAUAGUGAUGGAAUGAGAGUUAUCGAAUCUGGAAAGCUCUCAAGUCAUGCCCCUGCUUCAGAUGGUUUAUUAUUUACUGAGCUGGAUCGGCCGAGUGGUCAACCAUGUGUUGAAACAAAGGAGUUUAAUCUUGUGCGCAACAUGCUAAUUGCUGCAGUUGAGGAACGCUAUAGAGAUGCUGCUCAGUGGAGGGACAAACUCCUCCAACUUCGUGCUAGAAGGAACUUGGCGUAA
Prunus armeniaca (apricot) is the source of this 984-nucleotide messenger RNA. Lineage: Eukaryota; Viridiplantae; Streptophyta; Magnoliopsida; Rosales; Rosaceae. The record is from the annotation of a GenBank genome assembly.